AUGUCGGCCGAAGACAACACUUCACCUGCCGUGGACUCGGGCAUUGACAAUCUCGCUGAUAAGAUCGGAGCCCUCAAUACCGACGACAGACCACGCACGGAAGAGGAAUAUGCUGAGGCACAGCUCACUCUGCGUGCCAUUGUCACCUCCAAGGAAGCUGGCGUCAUCAUUGGCAAGGCCGGUCAGAACGUCGCUGACCUGCGUGAGAAGACUGGCGUACGUGCUGGCGUCAGCAAGGUCGUCCCUGGCGUUCACGACCGCGUCCUCACCGUCACUGGAGCUCUGACUGGCAUUGCGGCCGCGUAUGGACUUGUGGCGGACAGCUUGGUCAAGGGAGCACCUCAGAUGGGCAUGGGCGGAGUGGUCGGAACUCCUAACACGCAUCCGAUCCGCUUACUCAUUUCUCACAACCAGAUGGGCACCAUUAUCGGCAGACAGGGAUUGAAAAUUAAGCAAAUACAAGAUGCAUCUGGCGUACGCAUGGUUGCCCAGAAGGAAAUGCUCCCACAAUCGACCGAACGCAUAGUGGAGGUUCAGGGCACACCCGAAGGCAUCCAGAAGGCUGUUUGGGAGAUUGGCAGGUGCCUCGUGGAUGACGAGCAGCGCGGUUAUGGCACUGUUCUGUACAGCCCAGCUGUGCGUGUACAAGGCGGCGGCCCACCUCUCAACGGCACUGGAGCUCCUCCCGGCCCAGGUGCAGGCUAUGGCGCUCCACGCAGCUACAACCGCACUGGCAAUGGCGCCGACUUCACCGGCGCUGCACCUGCCCCGUACUCUCCCCGGCGCCAGGAAGGUCCACCACCAACAACGAACGAGGAUGGCGAGGAUAUUCAGACUCAGAACAUCAGCAUACCUGCCGAUAUGGUCGGCUGCAUCAUCGGACGUGGAGGCAGCAAGAUCAGCGAGAUCCGCAAGAGCUCCGGUGCACGCAUCUCCAUCGCAAAGGCACCUCACGACGAGACUGGCGAGCGCAUGUUUACGAUCACCGGCGGUCCGGCCGCCAACGAGAAGGCUCUGUACCUGCUCUACGAGAACCUCGAAGCCGAAAAGAUGCGUCGGAGCCAGAUCCCAGAGGCGGCCGCCUAG
Fulvia fulva is the source of this 1086-nucleotide messenger RNA. RefSeq names its product RNA-binding protein rnc1. Gene Ontology annotation, molecular function: mRNA 3'-UTR AU-rich region binding. The record is from RefSeq and is a predicted model, not a curated record. Gene Ontology annotation, biological process: 3'-UTR-mediated mRNA stabilization. The transcript is spliced from 2 exons. The coding region runs from base 1 to 1086 and encodes 361 amino acids. Gene Ontology annotation, cellular component: nucleus; cytoplasm. Lineage: Eukaryota; Fungi; Ascomycota; Dothideomycetes; Mycosphaerellales; Mycosphaerellaceae.